Salvelinus sp. IW2-2015 is the source of this 5606-nucleotide messenger RNA. It is a transcript of the gene adamts10, whose product is annotated as ADAM metallopeptidase with thrombospondin type 1 motif, 10. Gene Ontology annotation, cellular component: extracellular matrix. Gene Ontology annotation, molecular function: metalloendopeptidase activity. NCBI's taxonomy places the organism in Eukaryota, Metazoa, Chordata, Actinopteri, Salmoniformes, Salmonidae. Gene Ontology annotation, biological process: proteolysis; extracellular matrix organization. The record is from RefSeq and is a predicted model, not a curated record.
AGCGCGCAGGCAUCCAGCGCGUAUCUGUGGCAGUGAGACCCUGGGAGCAAGAGAGGUACGAUCAUCCGCUCAAUACAGACAUAACUUUUCAAGGUAACUGACACGUCUUGAAGUAAACCAAGAGAAAGACACCGGAAACCCUGAAAGGUGACCAUAGUGAACUUGGACAGGGAGAAGGAAAAGGGAGGCCACAGUACAUUAUAGACUCCGCUAUACUCAGAGGCAGUCUCUCCAUCUUCCUUUGACUUUGGUCCUACCAGAGAGAGAAGCAGAGAGGCUGUGUGUCCAGAGCGCUCCAGUCCAGUCUCUAGAGGUCUAUCCUGCUGCUAUGGCCCGUGAGUUUGCUGCGUCCUACUGGUGAGCGAGGGGCAUCAGAGGGCAGAAGACAUGUUGGGACAGAGGCCUGGGGACUGCACUGAAGCUUGCUGUAGUAACCAUGGAAACGGUAUGGAGGAACUUUGCCUGCAUUGUUGUCAUCAUCGUCAUGGUUGCCACCGAGGUCGCAGAAAGUCAGACUGCUGAAAAGUUCACCCAGUCACACGCUACGUUCCUGUCUAGCCUGGGCCAGUAUGAGAUCGCCAUCCCGGUUCGCGUAGGGCCGCAGGGCGAGACCCUGCACACAGGGGAUGGGGGUGCAGACAGCCCCAACCACCAUCGGCGGAGCCGCCGCAGUGCUGAGAACCAGCAACAGGACCUGUCCCAGCUGUACUACCAGCUCUCUACCCCCACAACCAACUUUCUCCUCAACCUGACCCUGCAGGGGGGCCUGCUGUCCCGUCAGUUCCGUGUAGAGUACUGGAGGAGGGGCCGUCUGGCCUGGAGCCACCCUUAUGCCCCCCAGUGUCUCUAUGUAGGCCAUCUGCAGGAUCAGCCCCACUCUAGCAAGGUGGCUCUCAGCAACUGUAAUGGCCUGCAGGGGGUGAUCGUGGCAGGGGGUGAGGAGUAUAUCAUCGAGCCUCUGACCCCGGCCGAAAACCUCACGAGGGCGGAGAGGGGGGAGAGCCAACCCCAUGUGGUCUACAAGAGGUCAUCUCUUCGCCACCAGUACAUGGACCAAUCCUGUGGGGUCAUCGAUGAGAAGCCAGGGAAAGGUAUGGCCUGGUGGCAGAGGACUCUGAAGACACCUCCCAACCCCAUCGGCCGAGGCCAGCUGCCCCUGAAGAGGUCUGUGAGCAGAGAGCGCUACGUAGAAACACUGGUGGUGGCCGACAAGAUGAUGGUGGGGUACCACGGCCGCCGGGACAUCGAGCAGUACAUCCUGGCUGUCAUGAAUAUUGUUGCCAAACUGUUCCAGGAUUCUAGCCUGGGGAAUGCAGUGAACAUCGUGGUGACCCGCCUCAUCCUGCUCAUGGAGGACCAGCCGACUUUAGAGAUAAACCACCAUGCAGGGAAGUCCCUGGACAGCUUCUGUAAGUGGCAGAAAUCCAUCCAGAACCGGAAUGGCAAUGGGAACGCCAUCCCAGACAACGGCAUUGCUCACCACGACACUGCCGUGCUCAUCACCAGGUACGACAUCUGCAUCUACAAGAACAAGCCAUGUGGAACCCUAGGUCUAGCUCCAGUGGGGGGGAUGUGUGAGCCAGAGAGGAGCUGCAGUAUCAACGAGGAUAUCGGGCUGGCCACAGCCUUCACCAUCGCCCACGAGAUAGGACACACGUUUGGGAUGAACCAUGACGGAGUGGGCAACGCCUGUGGCUCCCGCAGUCAGGAGACAGCCAAGCUGAUGGCUGCACACAUCACCAUGAAGACCAACCCCUUCGUCUGGUCUGCCUGCAGCCGAGACUACAUCACCAACUUCCUGGACUCAGGUAUGGGUUCAUGCCUCAACAACGUCCCCCCGAAGCAGGAGUUUGUGUACCCCACCACGGCCCCCGGCCAGGCCUACGAUGCAGACGAGCAGUGCCGCUUCCAGUACGGAGUGAAGUCUCGGCAGUGUAAAUACGGGGAAGUCUGCAGUGAGCUGUGGUGCAUGAGCAAGAGCAACCGCUGCAUCACCAGCAGCAUACCCGCUGCAGAAGGAACCAUCUGUCAAACCAAUACCAUAGAGAAAGGGUGGUGCUAUAAGAGGGUGUGUGUGGCCUACGGGACCCGGCCAGAGGGCGUGGACGGCGGGUGGGGUCUCUGGACCCCCUGGGAGGAGUGCAGCCGUACCUGUGGGGGAGGAGUGUCCUCCUCCAUCCGCCAUUGUGACAGCCCCAGGCCAACGAUUGGUGGAAAGUAUUGUCUGGGAGAGAGGAAGCGCUUCAGAUCGUGCAAUAUUGAUGAGUGCCCUGCAGGCUCUCAGGAUUUCCGGGAGAUUCAGUGCUCCGAUUUCGACAACGUUCCUUUCCGGGGGAAAUUCUACACCUGGCAACCCUACAGAGGAGGUGCGUACAGUGGAGUGAAGUCCUGCUCUCUGAACUGCCUGGCGGAGGGAUAUAACUUCUACACAGAGCGUGCUCCGGCUGUGGUGGACGGGACCCCAUGUCGGGACGACUCUCUGGAUGUCUGUGUGAAUGGAGAGUGCAAGCACGUGGGCUGUGACCGGAUCCUGGGCUCGGAUGUGCGGGAGGACCGCUGCCGUAUCUGCGGGGGUGACGGGAGCAACUGUGAGGCCAUAGAGGGCRUCUUCAAUGACUCCUUGCCUGAAGGAGGUUAUGAAGAGGUGGUCAGAAUCCCCAAAGGAUCUACCUUCAUUCAUAUUCAGGAGCUCAACGUCUCCCUCAACUACCUAGUGCUGAAGAGUAAAGGGGACCAGUACUUCAUCAAUGGGAAGCUGACCAUCGACACCCCUCGUAGGUUCGACAUCGCAGGGACCACCUUCCACUACCGCCGACCCACUGAUGAGCCUGAGACCCUGGAGGCCCUGGGGCCCACCAACAUGACCCUCAUCGUCAUGGUGCUGGUGAGGGACGAGAACCCAGGGAUCCACUACCGCUUCAACCCUCCAGUCAACAGAGACCCUCUGACUGGAUACGCCUGGCACUACACAUCCUGGUCCCGCUGCUCCGCACUCUGCGCUGGGGGUGGUCAGAUCCAGCAGGUAGUGUGUAAGAAGCAAGCUGAUCACUCCGUGGUCUACAACCACUUCUGUGACAAGAAGAGCAAACCCAAAGACAAGAAGCGAGGCUGCAACUCUGAGCCAUGCUCCCCAAGCUGGGGGUCUGGGGAGUGGUCUGAGUGCAGUCGUAGCUGUAACGGGGGCCUGAGGACCAGAGAGGUGCUGUGUAAGAGGAAGAUCUCUCCUACAGAGGAGAAGGUSCAGGACGACGGCGCCUGUACCCUCCCACGACCACCCCUCACUGAACCCUGCAACAACCACACCUGCCCCCCAGAGUGGCUGGCCCUGAACUGGUCAGAGUGUAAUCCCAGCUGUGGUCCAGGGUUCAGGCACCGUGUCCUUCUGUGUAAGAGGGGGGAAAGUGGAGACACACUGCCAGAGUCCCAGUGUCCCAAGUAUGGGCGUCCCACCACCAGGGUGCGCUGUAACCUGCAGCGCUGCCCACCCCCCAUGUGGGUCACAGGGCCCUGGGGAGAGUGCUCAGCCAAUUGUGGUCUGGGUCAGGAGAUGCGCUCUGUGCAGUGUCUUGUACAUAACGGCCAGCCGUCCAAUGAGUGCCCAGACCUCCUGCGCCCGGCAGCCAUGCAGCAGUGCAAGAGCAAAUGUGACCUCAGCAGCCUACCCAUGGACAUCCCUGAGGGUGACCCUGAAGAGUGUAAAGAUGUGAACACAGUGGCGUACUGCCCCCUAGUGCUCAGGUUUAAGUUCUGCAGCCGCCCCUACUUCAGACAGAUGUGCUGUAAGACCUGCCAAGGACACUGACCCCUGAUCUAGAGUGAGAACCAGACCCAUACUCAGUCAUCCCCAGCGGGACCAGACCAGACCGCCUGAGCUGAACAUUCCACAGGGGGAGGGACUGACAAGCCAUCGCACCGCAGAGCAGCCUCUCUGACAUCAGGGGAGGGUGAGAGAGAGAACUGUGCUUUUAUCCCCCACUCUGAAAUUGCCCUAACUGAUACCAGCUGUGGGGGCACUGCUGUGAAGACCAGAUGGGCUGCUGGGAUACCUCUGUUUUUAUGUCCUUAUAUCCUUAUUAGUGUUUGGUGCUACUAUCAUUGCCAUGCUGGCCACAGGACUGGCCAAAGUACUCUGUUCAGCUUAGUUACGUUUCUCUGUUGUUUAUUAAGUGGCCCAAUCUUACCCUGAGACACUGUCCAUACGGACCUUUACUUGUAUAUUUACAGACGUUGUUCUAUGUGUACACAAUCUACACUGUACAAAUGAAAUUUACCUGAUACUUUAUCACUUACCAAAUGUAAAUGUUAAUAUUAGUUAUCUGGUGGCUGUUGUCAACUCACGUGGUCUUCUAUGUUAUCUUGUCAAUGCUUUGUCUCAGAACUAAAUCUUUAUGAAUUAUUUUUAAUAUUAUGCUUUUUGAAAAGGGUUUGAUUUGCACAAAGUAUGGCUAGUCAUAAGGAUACUGUAUGUUUAGUUAUUUGGGACUUGUCUCGACGACUCUACUUAACACUAAGGUUCUCCAUCCACGGUCCGGUCUAUGCUCAUAACCGUUUACUCACCACUGUCUUGUCAUUUUAUGGGACCCAGCAAGGGCUGGUCAAUGGUCGGUUCAGUUCACAUCUAGCAGCUGACCUCAACACAUCUCUCAUACUGUAGCCCUUACUGUACACAUUUAGAUACAGGCAAACGUACCGUGGCCUUACUGUACACRUUUAGAUACAGGCAAACGUACCGUGGCCUCAUCAAUGUGAAAAAUGCUACAUGGUUCUCUGUACUAGUCACGUAUACAGUGAGUGGAAAAGUGUCCAUCACUGAGUAAACCACUUCCAACAACCGAUUCGAUCGGAACAGAGACCCUCACAUGUCCUCUGGUCUUAAGUGGUCCUUCUGUCUGAUAGCAUGGCCCUGCUGCGCCUUUAAUGGUCAACCAGUUAACUUCGGUUUUUAAUAUGCUGCAUGUACAGUGAAGGCCUUUUUACACAUCCAUCCAUGUAUUGAGCUCACACCCAGAACCAGCCCUUGCAGUAUGUCCGCUCUGGUUUCUAUUGGAGUAACUAGGUUGUUAUUACUCUCCUGAUGGUGCUUUGGAAUGGUGCUAUUUCUUAGCUAAUUAUUGUCGUUAUUUGUUGUCAUUCUGUUGAACAUAGUGUUUUUUGUUGAGGUUGGUGCUAAAGAAAUAGUGCUAUAUCAGUUUGUGAGAAGAGGAGUUAACCCUUUAUUUCCUUACCUACAGUAACUCAGUAUGGGACAGACCCAUAAGUUACCAAACAUUCAGUCUCUUAUCAAACUGGGUGUCAGCACACUGACUGAUACUUUACUAUCUCACAAAAACCAUAACAAAACUGUUUAAUAAAACAUACCGUCUUAUUUGACUGUCUAAAUAUGUAAGCUACAUUUUCUAUUUUGAACCAUCUGUGUCUAUGGUCACGGUGUGACCUCAGAGGCAAACCAUUUUAUCAAAUGUUAGGGACAAUGUUGUUUUCAGAUGCUUAUUAUUACAUAUAUGUACUGUGUUUUAAUUACUACAGAAUUAUUCCUCCGUUCCCCAUGUACAACCAUUGAAAUGAACAUAUUAAAGUGAAUAAAUAUGGCGCAUUGUUAAUAAAUG